Messenger RNA from Nycticebus coucang (slow loris), 2183 nucleotides. It is a transcript of the gene CIAO3, whose product is annotated as cytosolic iron-sulfur assembly component 3. The coding region runs from base 64 to 1494 and encodes 476 amino acids. Gene Ontology annotation, biological process: iron-sulfur cluster assembly. The transcript has 11 exons. NCBI's taxonomy places the organism in Eukaryota, Metazoa, Chordata, Mammalia, Primates, Lorisidae. The record is from RefSeq and is a predicted model, not a curated record. Gene Ontology annotation, cellular component: cytosolic [4Fe-4S] assembly targeting complex. Gene Ontology annotation, molecular function: 4 iron, 4 sulfur cluster binding.
AAUUCUUCGUUUCGUGCUGUUUGGCGACAUCUGCUCGCGGCGCCCGGCGGCAGUCUGACAGUCAUGGCGUCGCCCUUUAGCGGGGUGCUGCAGCUGACGGACCUGGAUGACUUCAUCGGGCCGUCUCAGGACUGCAUCAAGCCCGUGAAGGUGGAUAAGAGGCCAGAAAGCGGCGUAGCCAAGAUCCACAUCGAAGAUGAUGGGAGUUACAUCCAAGUUAACCAAGACGGUGGAACCCGGAGGCUGGAGAAGGCCAAGGUCUCACUGAAUGACUGUUUGGCAUGCAGUGGCUGCAUCACCUCAGCAGAGACUGUGCUUGUCACUCAGCAGAGCCACAAGGAGCUUCGAAAGGCUCUAGAUGCUAACAAGAUGGCGCCCCCCAGUCAGCAGAGGCUGGUUGUUGUAUCAGUCUCACCACAGUCCCGAGCAUCACUGGCUGUGCAACUCCAGCUGAAUCCUACAGACACCGCCAGGAAAUUAACCUCGUUCUUUAAAAAAAUAGGGGCACACUUCGUCUUCGAUACGGCCUUCUCAAGAAACUUUAGCCUCCUGGAGAGCCAGCGAGAGUUUGUACAGCGAUUCCGAGAACAGGCCAGCUCACCACAGGCCUUGCCUGUGCUGGCUUCUGCCUGCCCAGGCUGGAUCUGCUACGCUGAGAAGACCCACAGCAGCUUCAUCAUUCCCUACCUCAGCACGGCCCGGUCCCCACAGCAGGUUAUGGGCUCCCUGGUCAAAGACUUCCUCGCCCAGCAGCAGCACCUGACCCCUGACAAGAUCUACCACGUGACGGUGAUGCCCUGCUAUGACAAGAAGCUAGAAGCAUCCAGACCUGACUUUUUUAACCAGGAGUACCAGACACGUGAUGUAGACUGCGUCCUCACAACAGGAGAAGUUUUCAAGUUGCUGGAAGAAGAAGGCAUCUUGCUGUCAGAACUGGAGCCAGCCCUUCUGGAUGGUCUGUCCAGCAGUGUGUCUGCAGAGGAGCCCACCAGCCAUCAGGGCGGCGGCUCCGGUGGCUACCUGGAGCACGUGUUCCGGCAUGCAGCUAGAGAACUCUUUGGAAUCCACGUGGCUGAAGUCACCUAUACACCCCUUAGGAACAAGGACUUCCAGGAGGUGACCCUCGAGCAGGGGGGUCAGGUGCUUUUGCGCUUUGCUGCAGUGUAUGGCUUCCGCAACAUCCAGAAUCUGGUGCAGAAACUCAAGCGGGGGCGCUGCCCCUACCACUACGUGGAGAUCAUGGCGUGCCCUGCAGGCUGCCUGAACGGUGGAGGUCAACUCAAGGCCCUGGACACGCCCAGUAGGGAGCUGCUCCAGCAUGUCGAAAGGCUGUACAGCAUGGUCAGGACAGAGGUGCCUGAGGAUGUGCCUGGGGUCUGGGAGCUAUACCAGCAAUGGCUGCAGGGCGAGGCCUCAGAGCGGGCCAUCCGCCUGCUGCACACACAGUACCAUGCUGUGGAGAAAGCCAGCUCUGGCCUCAGCAUCCGGUGGUAGGAGGACUUGAGGGUCCUAAAGCUCCAUCUGCAGCCAAUACCAGGACUCCUAGGAAGGCUCACGGGUUGCCUAGUAGCAUAGUCACUAUUGCUUGGGACCCCAGAGCCGUUCCCCAAAAUUGGGAGUGAGCUGGAGGAUGUGCUGGACCACAUGGGAGUGGGAAGCUGACUGUACCCAGUGGUCACUACCACCACUAGCCGAGCUCCUCUAGGGCUCCCUGCAGGAUCUGCUAGUGUGAAUGGGAUGACCAAGGAGGCUGAAUGUUCUGUGAGGUUCCAGAACCUCUUCCAGCAGCCCAGGGCCAAGUCCCACGGCACUGCCCCUGACUUCUGGCUUAUGGUGACCCAAGUGUGUGGAGCCCUAGCCAGCUCUGGGCAUCUGAGGCAGAGCAGAGUGGGUUCCUUGUGCCUGACUUCUAGUCACCCCCAAAGCUGCAGUACAGAGGGUGGGAAAUGGGGCCGGGCCUGCUGAGGUAACCUUGCAUAGGAACUGCCUAACAGGAAGGGAUACUUAGUUCCCCCUAACCAGGUGUUACUGCUAUAAAGCUGUGGCCCCAGAGCGAGCUGUGUUUGAGGCAGCAGGGGUAAGCUGUCGCCAGGGUUUUCCCCGCUGAGUCUUCCGCUGGCUGGGUUCCCACCAGGCCUGUCUUCCACAGAGCUCCACCUCUAAUAAAGGGACCCCUCCUCAGA